Messenger RNA from Bufo bufo (common toad), 2075 nucleotides. RefSeq names its product mucin 15, cell surface associated (gene MUC15). The transcript is spliced from 5 exons. Bases 102 to 1349 code for a protein of 415 amino acids. The record is from RefSeq and is a predicted model, not a curated record. Lineage: Eukaryota; Metazoa; Chordata; Amphibia; Anura; Bufonidae.
CUGUCAUUCACCCGCUUCUCCGUACACAGCAAUACACCUGCCCGGGACAGCUGAACUCUCAGCUUUUUUGAACUUCUGCUUCACAAGGAGACAUAAAUAAAAUGUUCCCAUCAUUGAGAAAAGUUGCAUUAUUAUUACUGAUUUCUCUAUUUUGGGUUGAAUGCGAUGGCCUAGACAGCACGGGUCCAACAUCAAGCAGCUUAGGUAUUGAUGCAGAAUCUUCCCCUGGGACCACUGGACAUGACACUACUACAGGUGUGAAUAGCAUAGGGACCUCAGUAUCACCUACCACUGCUAAUAAUUUAAGUGGAACCUCUAUUGCUUCUACUUCUGUAGACAGUACAUUUAUAAACAGUACCUCGAGUGAUUCUAAGGUUACCACCUCUACCACAGUAGAGACCACCAAUGAAAGCGUCACAAAGAGCACAACUUCUAUCCCUAUCUCAGGACUGACCAAUGCAAUGUCCACAAAUUCAUCUGAAGGGAACGGCACAAUAAACUAUUCAACAAGCAACACGCCAAACAUCACUGCUUCUCCAAAUGUCUCCAGUACAGCUACCACUACAGUCCCACCAGAAAACACAAUAUCAACCAACAUCUCCAUCAUUACUACUACAACCAGUAUGAAUGAAAAUGAGACUACUUCAUCCAUCAUUACUACUACAACCAGUAUGAAUGAAAAUGAGACUACUUCAGACAUCUCCAGCACAACAUCUACUGUCUUCAGCCCACCAUCAAAUGUCUCCUCCAUGCCAUCUACUGUCUCCAGCACAUCAUCUAAUGUCUCUAGCACACCAACUAAUGUCACUAUCACACCACCUACUGUCUCCAGCACAGAAUCUACUGUUAAUGCUUCAACAUACACACCCAACACAGAAACCCAUUCAACAGGAAAUACUGGAAAUACAGUGGAUAUGACAAAUCUGACGGAAUCUACACCAACAAACAAGUCAACUGCCACCAGUGAGUCAACACAACCAACUGUACAAUAUACCCAAAGUACAACAUAUGUGGCAACCACAAACAGUAGUGUCUCAGGAAGCGAAAAAGAUGUAGUAAACAAUACUGGAGUUGUCCUAGGUGCAGUUAUUGGGUCCAUCCUAGGAAUUGCGCUGGUGUGUAUUGCAGCAUACAUCAUAUGUGGAAAUAAAAAAUCCAGCAACUUUUCUCAUCGACGACUAUAUGAGGAUAUUAGGAGUGAUCCAGUGUUACGGUUGGAUAAUCCUGUAAGUCCCUAUGAUGCCAGCUAUGGAGAGUCUUCAUAUUACAACCCUACUGCCAUUGAAGAGCCUCCGUACAGGAAUGGGCCACACGAGACAAUCGCAAUGGAUGAUAUCAGGCCUCAUUAAUCUUUAGCAAAACCCGUCUGGCGAGAACAUUGUUUCCACUGUUUAUAGAUAUCAUGGGACACCUGCCAGUGUUCAUUGGAAUGCGGGAAGGAACUAGAGUCUCUUGAUUGAGAGAUCAGAGGAAUUGAAGCAAAUGACUUAUGCAAAUUAUAUCUAUGACACAAAAUUUCAGGGGUGGCAGGCUGCCCCAUGUUUUAUUGUAACAUUUUUUUAAAUUAAAUUUUAAUGUACAGUACUAGUAUCAUAACCCAUAACAUUAUCAAUACUGAUAGUUUUAUAUAUAGAUGGACAAGGCAGAGCUUGAGGUUGAUGAUGGCAGCAAAAGAGAUUGAUCUAUAGAAAAGAUUCUGCAUCAUCAUGCAAUUUCCAGUCAUCCACUUCACUACAAGGUGGACGAUGAGCCUAAGAAAUCCCUUAUGUCUAUUUUCUCAUAGCAACCAGUAACAACAUUUUCUUUAUAUAACAUUUCGUAGUACAAAUGUGAAAUAUACAUGAGGCCUUAUAUAAUAAAUUGGAUAGACUAUUGUCCACCUCGAGGAUCUUUCAGACAGACCUAUAGAGGGUAGCAUACGUGCCUGGUCCCGAGUUCUGGCUUCUACGCUCCCCUGCCAUCGCUGCCUUGCUCUGGUCCACGUUAGUCAACAUGGCAGUCAAUGACUAGUCGCAGCAGUGAUGAGCAUCUAUGGUAAACAUUAUGCAUGGGGGACAGGUCACCACUGUGGCCAG